Tarenaya hassleriana is the source of this 2484-nucleotide messenger RNA. RefSeq names its product BTB/POZ domain-containing protein At5g47800. The record is from RefSeq and is a predicted model, not a curated record. Lineage: Eukaryota; Viridiplantae; Streptophyta; Magnoliopsida; Brassicales; Cleomaceae. Bases 571 to 2259 code for a protein of 562 amino acids. The transcript has 6 exons.
UAUGAAUUUAUUGUAUAAAUGAGGUUCCAACCACUCUGAAAUACUCCGCGCCCACAGCUAAGCUUUGGCUCUGAGCUCUCCUCCGCCGUUUCUCCGACACUCAAACGUAGAUAUGUUUUUUUCCGUAACAAGAGUUUUACAUUCCAUUUGCAAAGACGCGAGUUUGAGAUAUACCAAAAAAAAAAAAUUGCAGAUUCAGACACCACUUGGAAAGCGUGAUCGAGAGCGGGUGGGGGGCAGCGAGUGAAGAGGAUGGGACCCUUGUUGGACUAAAGUCUCUCUCUCUCUCUCUCUCUCUCUCUCUCUCUCUCUCUCUCUCUCUCUCUCUCCUGGUAACGCACAUUUCUUCUAUUUCAGUUACACUUUAUGGCAAUCUGAUCAUUAACACUUUCGCCUCUUCUCUCUUGCUCCCUAUAUCUUUCCUCCUCCUCCUCCUCCUCCUCCUUCAACACACAAUAAAGAAUAAACAAAGUAGACGACUUUUGAGCGCAACAGGUUGAUGGUAAAUCACCCUUUUAGCUUUAUCAAUCCGCUCUCUUUAUUUACGCUUCUGACAGCAGAGAAGUCAGGAUGAAGUUCAUGAAGAUCGGGACAAAGCCUGACACUUUCUACACGGAGGAGGCUACAAGGACCGCGAAGAUAACCGACACACCGAAUGAUCUUGUGGUCAGAAUCAACUACAUCGCCUACCGGCUCCACCGACUAUGGAUCCUUCCAAAAAGUGGUCUGUUACAGAGGCUUUGCUCUGAGUCUGACGAGUCCGAUAGCGUCACCGUUGAACUGAAUGACAUGCCGGGAGGAGCCGAUGCUUUCGAGCUGUGCGCUAAGUUCUGCUACGGCAUUACAAUCAACCUUGGUGCACAUAACUUGGUGAGCGCCCUCUGCGCCUCCAAGUUUCUUCGAAUGACUGAAUCUGUUGAUAAAGGGAACUUGGUGCCUAAGCUUGAGGCUUUUUUCCACUCCUGCAUUCUUGAUGGCUGGAAGGACUCCAUCGUCACUUUGCAGUCCACUGGCAAUUUGCCUGAGUGGUCUGAGAAUCUUGGGAUCAUUCGAAAGUGCAUAGAUUCAAUCGUGGAGAAGAUCCUCACGCCUGCCGCAGAGGUCUCAUGGUCUUACACAUACACGAGACCAGGCUAUGACAAGAGACAUCAUCAGUCUGUUCCAAGAGACUGGUGGACUGAGGAUUUAUCAGACCUUGACUUGGACUUGUUCCGUUGCAUAAUCACAACUGUAAAAUCAACUUUCACUUUGCCUCCUCAGCUAAUCGGCGAGGCUUUGCACGUAUACGCCUGCCGCUGGUUACCAGAUCUCAAAACAAAAUGCCCUCCAGACUCUUCAAUCGCAGAGAAUGAAGCAACACUGGAAAGGCACCAGCGCAUUGUCAACACAAUCGUGAAUAUGAUUCCUGCAGAUAAAGGGUCUGUUUCAGCGGGCUUCUUGCUAAGACUCAUUAGCAUUGCCAAUUACGCAGGGGCUUCUCUCACAACAAAGACUGAAUUGAUCAGGAAAGCCGGUCUGCAACUUGAGGAGGCGACACUGGGGGACCUCUUGUUGCCUUUGCACUCGUCCUCUCGUCAUGGUGGUUAUGAUUCUGACUUGGUUGCCGCAGUUCUUGAGAGUUACUUGCUGCUGUGGAGGAGACAGUCAGCAGAACUUUCUAAUAAUGAUCAGCUGCUGCGGUCGAUCAGGAGAGUGGGAAAGCUCAUUGAUUCCUAUCUUCAGGCUGUCGCACAGGACAUCCGUAUGCCAGUUUCCAAAUUUGUGUCUCUGGCAGAAGCUGUGCCCAGUGUUGCACGAGAGAACCAUGACAGACUUUACAGAGCAAUUAACAUAUAUCUCAAGGAUCAUCCUGCGAUUAACAAAGAAGAAAAGAAGAGACUGUGCAGAGCUCUGGACUGUCAGAAACUGUCUGCAGAUGUACGUGCACAUGCAGUGAAGAACGAGAGGCUGCCACUGAGAACAGUUGUCCAAGCGCUCUUCUUUGACCAAGAUAGCAGUUCCAAGGGACUAGCGAGUCAAUCAGCGAGCCAGGACUUGUCAUCAAAAGGAAAGCAGACACCCACAAGUGAACACAGCUUGGUCAGUAGGCUUCACCUGGGUCCAGCUGAAACAAGUUCCAAAGAUCAUCAAAAGUUGGCGAAAGCUGAGAAAGCAAUGGAGAGAGGAGGGGAGAGACCCGGGUCCAACUUGGAACCCAAGAGGAUGUUGCAGAAAGGAACAGGGUCAGAGCAUGCGCAUCACAAAACUAGAGACAGAUAGUAGACCCAAGUUGUUAGGAACCAGAAGAUUCAGUUUCUUGUUUGGACUUGCAAGACUGGCGUUAUUCUCCCUUCUUUCUUUCUAAAACGAAUUUUUAUGAUGAUUACAGAUGGCCAAUUGUAAACCCAGUGCCAUAAUUUGUGCUAAAGAUAAUGCAGAGCUUAUGCUUCUGUUCCGCUUCAGAUUGUAUGUUUCAUGUAAACGCCUGCACGCAACUUAUCAGUC